UAAAUCUUAUUAAACUGGUAUCAUAUCGAAUUUCAUGUUUAUUUCACAUUUGACGCGCUAAAAGAAUUGAUUAACUGAAGAAAGUUUCCGCAAAAAACAGUAAAAUCAAUUAGGUACCGAAUCAUGGACCCUAACGAAACCAUCGAACAACGACUGACACCUAGCACCAGUGAAGUAAAAUAUGACAUCACAGAAGGUACGGUUGGACAUAUGAAACGUAAAAACCGAGGAGAUGCUAUGUCUGGAUUAACUCACGAAUGCGGAGUAUUUGGAGCUAUUGGCACUGGCGAUUGGCCAACUCACCUGGAAAUUGCUCAAAUUAUAACUUGGGGACUUGUAGCCUUACAACACAGAGGUCAAGAAUCAGCAGGCAUAGUAACCAGUGAAGGACAAUCAUCAAGAAACUUCAAUGUAGUCAAAGGAAUGGGUAUGGUAAGCAACAUUUUCACAGAUGACUCAAUGAGAAAGCUCAAAGGAAGCGUUGGAAUUGGUCAUACCAGAUAUUCAACUUCAGCAGCUUCCGAAGAAGUCAAUUGCCAACCAUUUGUUGUGCAUACAGCUCAUGGUGCUUUAGCUGUAGCUCACAAUGGCGAGCUGGUGAAUUGUGAUAGUCUCCGAAGAGAUGUUUUGGAACAUGGAGUUGGUUUGUCUACUCAUUCGGAUAGUGAAUUGAUCACUCAAGCUCUUUGCUUGAAUCCACCAGAAGGUGAGCCUACUGGUGAACCAGACUGGCCAGCCAGAAUAAGGCAUUUUAUGCAGUUGGCACCUUUAAGUUACUCAUUGGUGAUAAUGUUAAAAGACAAAAUUUAUGCUCUGAGGGAUCCUUAUGGAAAUAGGCCAUUGUGUUUAGGAAAAAUGUUACCUUUUAAUGAACCAUUGUCUGGAGACUGUGAUGAAAAUAGGGAAGCAGAUGGUUGGGUAGUUUCAUCAGAGUCCUGCGGUUUUCUCUCUAUAGGCGCGCAAUAUGUCAGGGAAGUGUAUCCUGGAGAAAUUAUUGAGAUGACAAGGCACGGAAUCAAAACUAUUGAUAUUAUUCAUAGGCCAGACAAUAAAGCACAAGCUUUCUGCAUAUUUGAGUAUGUCUAUUUUGCAAGAACCGACUCCAUAUUUGAAGGACAAAUGGUUUAUGCAGUUAGAUUACAAUGUGGCAAACAAUUAGCGAUUGAACACCCUGUUGAAGCUGAUUUGGUAAGCGCAGUACCAGAAUCUGGCAAUGCCGCUGCUCAUGGAUUUUCACGACAGAGUGGAAUUUCUUUUGCUGAAGUUUUGUGCAAAAACAGAUACGUAGGACGCUCUUUCAUUCAACCCAGCAACCGGUUGAGACAACUUUUGGUGGCUAAAAAAUUCGGUGCUCUUUCCGGAAUGGUUAAAGGCAGAAGGGUUAUUUUGGUAGACGAUUCAAUUGUUCGAGGCAAUACUAUUGGGCCUAUUAUUACUUUACUGAAGAAUGCUGGAGCUACAGAGGUACACAUAAGAGUCGCUAGUCCCCCAUUGCAAUAUCCCUGUUACAUGGGAAUCAACAUACCGACAAGAGAAGAACUGAUAGCUAAUAAAUUGAAUUCUAGAGAAUUGGCCAAACAUGUUGGUGCGGAUAGCUUGGAAUACCUAAGCGUCGAAGGCUUAAUCAAAGCAGUAAGAUCCGAUAUUAAGAGCAAAAGCACUUCAAAAUUGGGACACUGCACAGCUUGCCUCACAGGCGAAUAUCCUGGAGGAGACCCUAGCAAAACAGCAGAGAUGGACUGGUAAAUGUGAUGCUCACAGCUAUGUUCCAGGUUUAGGUCCUAUUUUUUUACCUAAAUGAUGAAUACCCUAUUUUAUCUGUAAAAAAAUUAGAAUUAGUAUUAAUGAAAAUUUUAUGUAAGGGAACAAAGCAGGUAUGAAUGUAUGGUGUAAUUUAAGAUAUUUUAAGGAGUAUACAAGUUUGCAUAUUGAUUUUAGUGUAUAUUACGCUAGUAUUGUCUGAUAAUAUAUUUGCGCAAUAAAAAAAGAAACGUUAUUUCUACCAUAUAAAACUUCUUUUAAUAUUUUUUCAAACCAUAACAAUUUUUUUUAUAAAAAUAGACUCUCACAAAAAUCAACAAAAUUAUUUUACCCUUAUAGGAAAAAAAAUUAGCUUUUUGUAGUAUUUUCACAGUUGGCUAUUUCUUCAAUUUCGUCAAUUUCCUUCGGACAUUUCCUGCUCAACACCACAGGACCAUUUACAGUAAUCAGUACAUCAUCUUCUAUCCGAACGCCAAUACCGUGGUAUUCCUUUGGAAGACUGGAUUUUUCACUAACAUA
Messenger RNA from Ceutorhynchus assimilis (cabbage seed weevil), 2280 nucleotides. The record is from the annotation of a GenBank genome assembly. Lineage: Eukaryota; Metazoa; Arthropoda; Insecta; Coleoptera; Curculionidae.